AUGUCCGACACUUGUAUUGUGUGCUUAGGAGACCUUGGCGAAAGCGCCAGCGAUCCUCUUGCCGUCGCCGCCGAGGCCGCGCCAAGACUUGACCUCGAGCCAGAGACCAAGUCGGCGAACGUUGCCAGCAAGGUCGAUGGUGUAGAUGGCAAUGAGGAUCCCGGUCAAAUCGCCCAGUUGUUACCUUGUGGUCACAUUUUGCACAACAACUGCCUCAAACCAUGGGUAGAACGGGCCAACAGCUGUCCUAUCUGCCGGCAGAGUUUCAAUGUAGUCGAACUAAGUGAUCGCCCCGGCGGCCCUGUGCUUUCGUCAUAUGCCGUGGAGGAUCGAACCCAAGUUGCCGAGGUCGAUCCUUCGAUGGUUAUCGAGUAUAUUGACGAUGACUUCAUCGACUUCCAGCCUUGUCCAGUCUGCGGCGAUGCGGACAACGAGGACUUGCUUCUGCUUUGUGAUGGCUGUGAUGCACCCUCACAUACCUACUGUGUCGGUCUCGACGAGGUGCCAAAUGGGCCCUGGUAUUGUGCACGGUGUGAAAAUCAACGUCGUCUCGGACGCUCCCCGGAGACGACUGACAGGGGUCCCCGACCGCAGGACCGACGGAUUCGUCGUACCAGAGCACAGCAACGAAUGCUACAAAGCAGAAAUCAGCUAAAUUCCCUACAUUGGGCAAGGGUGUGGCAGUCUGUUUGGGAUCACUUGAACAUUGACUUGGAUUUCCCUUUCGAUGAUGACAGGGCGUUGGAGCGCGCUCGUCAGCAGCAACGACGGGAAGAAGCCAAUCAGCGUGAGUUUCGCGCAUGGCAGCGUCGUUUUGAAGUUGCUGAACGACAGGGUGGCAGCAACCGCUUUCGGGAUACUGCGGCCUUGCUCGAUAUCGAGGCCCCUCGGCCGUCACGGCCCCGCGCACCUCGCGAGCCCACCCCUGAGCCAGAGUCGCUUGAGGAAAUGAGAGCCUGGAAUGCAUUCGAGCGUGCCCGAGAAAUCGAGAACGAUCCGAGUGCAGCACGAAAACGUAAAGAGCCUACGAUGUCCCCAUCCCCGGAGCCUACUGAGCCUGCACGCAAGCUCAAACGACCUCGGACUCGGAGGGCCGAAGACUUGGCCGCUCUCGCUAUGCAGAACGGGGAGUCAUCGCGGGCUGCAAGUGCACAGGCCACUGCUCGGAUCAAUGCCGAACCUUCGAGCGAGCCGAGCUUCCUCCAAUCGCUUCUGAAAGAGGUGGAGUCAUCGUCUACUCACAAUGGCGUCAAUUCACACGGUCCAUCAGCCCAUUCUUCCUUAGCCCCAACCGAUCACUUCACGCCCGGUCUAACCUCCCCUUCCAUUUCGCCUGCUCCCUCUAACCACUCCUCUCCCCGGAUGUCUUCUACAACGCCGCCCCCACAUGGCAGAAACAGACCGGUAUCGCCUUUACAACUCGGGUCGCCUGCAGACCCUUCUUCCCCACCGUUCUCCCCGGACGUCUCUCCAAUUGCCUUGGACAAAGAUCGCCAUGAAGAUCAGUCCCCACGUCAUACCCCUCCUCCUCGCUGGAAUCGCCGUAUUCCCCGGGCUGCAGCUCGCUCAGCAGCCCUACGAUCGCUCCAUGCUUCCCCUUCUCGCUCGGGGUCAUCAGGGCCGUCUUCCGCGGUCAAGUCGGCCGUUCAAAGGCUUGUAGUUUCCGAGCUGAAACCCUACUAUCGCUCGAAGCUUGUUUCCAAAGAUGAAUAUACAGACAUCAACAGGAGUAUCUCCCGGAUGCUCUACGAGCGGGUGGGUGAUGUCGAAACCCUCGAGCCUGAUGCCCGAGCCUCUCUGGAAGGGGUGGCCAAAGACGAAGUUGGCAAAGCCAUUGAUACGCUGAGGCAGCGUAAAGACGCCGCCAAUGGCCAUGUCCUCGAAGACAGCUCAUGA
Messenger RNA from Aspergillus aculeatus ATCC 16872, 1896 nucleotides. Its product is annotated as putative PHD and RING finger domain protein. The record is from RefSeq and is a predicted model, not a curated record. Bases 1 to 1896 code for a protein of 631 amino acids. Lineage: Eukaryota; Fungi; Ascomycota; Eurotiomycetes; Eurotiales; Aspergillaceae. The transcript has 2 exons.